This is a messenger RNA of Diachasmimorpha longicaudata, 655 nucleotides long. RefSeq names its product RWD domain-containing protein 4. The record is from RefSeq and is a predicted model, not a curated record. Bases 38 to 619 code for a protein of 193 amino acids. NCBI's taxonomy places the organism in Eukaryota, Metazoa, Arthropoda, Insecta, Hymenoptera, Braconidae. Gene Ontology annotation, molecular function: protein binding. The transcript is spliced from 4 exons.
AUAUAAAUUGAUAAACAGGUAGUGAUUUUGUAUAAAUAUGAGCGAUGCAGAACUCCAAGAGGAGGAGCGAGAGGUACUUUUAUCGAUCUACGAGGGGGACAAUGCCUUCAAACAGUUGACAUCAACGACGUACCAGUACAAGUAUGGUGACGAUAAUGACCCCCGUUCGUUCCUGGUGGAGAUUACUUGGAACGAGAAAUACCCGACGGAGAAGCCGACCGUCAAUAUGGAAACUUUUUACAAUAAACACAUUAUUCCGAGUGUCAAAAGCAAGAUAGUGUCUCAUAUAAAUGCCGAAGCAGAGCAGUGGUUAGGAUGUGCCAUGACGUAUACCCUCUUCCAAUCAGUCCAAGAGCAUUUGAGUGAAUUAAUAGAGGAUCAACCCGAGUCUAUCGUUGAUAUCAGUGCUCAGACAGCGAAACUUUCGAUUGGAAAUGAUACUGCUGAUCAGGACGAACUGUCGAAAAAACCUGCCAAGAAGGAGCAACUGACCAAAGCCCAAAAGCGAAGACAGUGGAACCGAGCUGAUGGCAAGGGGGAUAGACCCCGUGGAUGGGAUUGGGUUGACAUUGUUAAGCAUUUGUCGCAAACGGGUUCUAAACCAGAACCAGAGGCUUAACAUAACACUAAAUAAAUUAAGCAAUUGUUUUCGAAA